AUGGAUGAAGAUGAUCAAUUUUUUAUAGAUGACAAUAGUGAAGACGCGGAAGAAGAAGGAUCUGACGAUGAUACUGGCUUUUUCCCUAUCGAUGAAUCCAUUGUACAUUCAACCAAUGUAACAACAACACGAACAGCGCCAGAACAGUUACCAGCGAAAUUCUCCUCCGGUAUUAGUGGAGCAUCGAAUAAUUAUCCACUAGAUAAUAAUUUCGAAUAUGUUGUUCUAUCACAAGAUGAAAUAGUCAAAUAUAUGGUUGAAUGUAUAAAAGAAGUGAAUGAAGUUAUCAAACUACCAACAACAACUGUACGCUUAUUAUUACAUCACUUUCGAUGGGAUAAAGAAAAAUUAAUGGAACGUUUUUAUGAUCCGAAUCAUCAAGAUGAACUAUUCCGUCAAGCACAUAUUGUUAAUCCAUUUAAAAAAGCUCCUCAACUACAAACACAAUUAUCGAAUUCAUCACAUCGUUCAGCACGUCGGCAAACUUCAGUGACGUCACCUUCACAUUCAAUAACAACAGUAAAUCCACUCAGACCUUCAACGGAACAAACAUGUGCUAUAUGUUGUUCAACAAAAUCGGCAAAUGAGAUGGCUGGUUUAGAAUGUGGUCACAUUUUCUGUACUGAUUGUUGGCGACAUUAUUUAACAACAAAAAUAAUUGACGAAGGCAUCGGACAAACAAUACCAUGUCCAGCUAAAUGUGAUAUUCUAGUGGAUGAUAGAACCGUUUUGGGUCUCAUCGAAAUACCAGCAGUUCGUCGAAAAUAUCAACAUCUAAUAACCAACUCUUUUGUUGAAUGCAAUCGUAAUAUGCGUUGGUGUCCAGGCAAUAAUUGUACUAAUGCAAUUAAAGCAUCGUAUUGUGAUGUUGCUAUGGUAACAUGUACAACUUGUAAGACAUCAUUUUGUUUUCAAUGUGGUCAAUCGUGGCACGAACCAAUCAAAUGUAAAUGGCUUAAAAGAUGGCAAAAGAAAUGUCAUGACGAUAGUGAAACAAGCAACUGGAUUUCUGCGAAUACAAAAGAAUGUCCCAAGUGUCAUGCGACCAUUGAAAAAAAUGGUGGCUGCAAUCAUUUAAUAUGUAAAAAUCAAUCUUGCAAAUAUGAAUUUUGUUGGAUAUGCUUGGGACCAUGGGAGCCUCAUGGUUCAUCAUGGUAUAAUUGCAAUCGUUUUAAUGAAGAUGAUGCUAAAAAAGCUCGCGAUGAUCAAGAACGUUCUCGUGCUGCACUACAACGUUAUCUUCAUUAUUAUAAACGUUAUCACAAUCAUCAUGAAUCAUUAAGAUUAGAGAGUAAAUUAUUAGAUCAAGUCCAGAAACGUAUGGAAUCGAUGCAGCAACAAAUGAGCUGGAUUGAAGUACAAUUUCUACAGGUAGCAUGUGAUGUACUUCGACAAUGUCGUCAAACAUUAAUGUAUACUUAUCCAUUUGCUUUUUAUCUCAAACGAAAUAAUCAUUCAAUUAUUUUUGAACAAAAUCAAGCUGAUUUGGAACACGCAACUGAAGAACUCAGUGGCUACUUGGAACGAGACUCAACUCAAACAACAAAUCUUACUGAAAUGAAACAAAAAGUACAAGACAAAUAUCGUUAUUGUAGUACACGUCGUAAAGUAUUAUUAGAUCAUGUAACUGAAGGAUAUGAAAGUGACUAUUGGGAAUAUAAUGAAGAUGUAUGA
Rotaria socialis is the source of this 1674-nucleotide messenger RNA. NCBI's taxonomy places the organism in Eukaryota, Metazoa, Rotifera, Eurotatoria, Philodinida, Philodinidae. The record is from the annotation of a GenBank genome assembly.